Dichomitus squalens LYAD-421 SS1 is the source of this 2778-nucleotide messenger RNA. RefSeq lists its product as uncharacterized. The record is from RefSeq and is a predicted model, not a curated record. Gene Ontology annotation, cellular component: nucleus. Lineage: Eukaryota; Fungi; Basidiomycota; Agaricomycetes; Polyporales; Polyporaceae. Gene Ontology annotation, biological process: mRNA processing. Gene Ontology annotation, molecular function: RNA binding; metal ion binding. The coding region runs from base 7 to 2592 and encodes 861 amino acids. The transcript has 7 exons.
CCAACAAUGCUUUACGACCCUGAUACUGCCAACCAUCUCAAGCCAUGGCUUAUCCGAACACUUGAACCAAUAUGCGACGCAGAGCCUAGCGCGCUCGCGGACUACAUCCUUGCCCUGCUCAAGCAUCAGGCGCCCGAAUCCGAGCUACGGAAAGAGCUGAUAGCACAGCUGGAGGAGUUCUUGGAGAAAGAGUGCCCCCCAUUUGUUGACACACUCUUCACCGCGCUGCGGACCAAGUCUUACCUCCCCUACUCCGCAACUGCUUCAUCGUCUUCCACCGGCUUCGCCUCGUCGAGCGCGGCUGCGGGCGACAGCGGCAUCCCCAUACCCGUGGACGCACUCCUCUCAUUAAACUCCUCGUCACCUGAACGCAGCCGGAAACGCGGCAUUGACGACGACUACGAUCAGCAUGGGCCCUCGAAGGGCGCACGGCUGAGUCACGACGGGCAGUUUUCGCGAUAUGGUGGGCGUGGACGCGGUGACGACCGGUCAUCAUGGGGCGGGAGGGGCGACCGUGGGGCACGCAUGGAGCUGAAUGGUGGACGCGCUGACUACAUGGACGGCGGGAUGCAGGGAAUGCAGAUGAACGCGAACGGGCGUGGGGGCCAGGGUUACCGGCCACCCGAACAACGGCGUGGAAUAUGUCGGGACUAUCACAACAACGGCUACUGUGCGCGGGGCGUUUACUGCAAGUACAGCCAUGGCGACGACGCUGUCAUCCCCUCACAGUUAUUCCCUAUGGGCCCGGGUGGGAUGCCCUUCUUGCCAAUGAUGGGUCCGGGAGGCAUGCCGUUCCCUAUAAAUGCUGCUGCGGGUGGCGUGUAUGACCCCCACGAGCGGAUGGAUAUGAGGCCGAUGGGUGGCAUGGGUAUUGGGCGCGGCCAGAACGCACGACCAGCCGUAUUGCCGCGGACAGAGGAUAGAGAUAGCUCUAUGGGCCAGAAUCCCGGGGAGUUGCCAGUCAUCCAGGAUCUGACACCUCAGGUGCCGAUCGAGGACGUGUCGCCCCAUAACAGCGGUGAAGCCUUCCGACAGCAGCAACAGGCGCUCCCUAUGGACGGUGUCGUGCCCACAGGCGAGAUGAACGGCGGUGGACCUGCCCCCUAUCUCCCUGGUCCCAGUACUGACGGACACGCUCCACAACAACGGCCGUACAACGCAAAUGGGCGUGGUGGCGGCAGGGGGAGGGGUCGUGGCAUAUUUGGCGGCGAUGCACAGAGUUUCCGCCCCACGCAGAAGCGCGACGACAAAACGCUUGUUGUGGAGAAGAUCCCGGAGGACAGGUUGUCGCUCGGGGCUGUCAAUGACUGGUUUAGCAAGUUCGGCACAGUCACGAAUGUCGCUGUCGAUGCUGCGAGCGCGAAAGCUCUCGUCAGCUUCACCAACCACGAGGAUGCGCAUAAGGCAUGGAAGUCGGAGGAGGCCGUCUUCGGCAACCGGUUCGUCAAGGUCUUCUGGCACCGGCCCAUGGAGGGUCACGGACAGGUCGGCCAGCGUAUGCUUGCCGCGUCUGCGAACGUUGUCGCGCAGAGAGCAGUAGGGACAUCAGCCCCGACUUCCUCAGCUGCUGCACCUGAAGGCUCCCCUGCUCCUCAACCCCCUACUACCUCCGCUGCACCUGCCUCUCGCACCCCUUCUUCAUCGUCCUCGGCUGCAGCCGCACUUGCUGCGAAGCAGAAGCUGCUGGAGCAGCAGAUCGCGGAGCAGAAGUCGCUCAUGUCUCUGCUUACCACAGCGUCUCCUGAGGAGAAGAAACAUAUCAUGGCCCGCCUACGUAAAUUGGGCGAGGAAAUGAAGCCAUCUCCCACACCAGCAGCCGCCUCCUCUUCCCUGUCUCCUCCUGCCGCCCCCUCAUUUGUACCCCCAAAACGUGCCGUGAGCUCGACACCUCGCACCGAGGACCAAGAGCGGGCAGAGCGCGAACGGUUGGAUAAGGAGUUGGAGCUACAGCGCGCCGAGGGUGAUGGCGAGGAAGAGAGCACCGAGGAACUGAAAGCGAAGCUUGAGAAGCUUAAGGCUGAGGCUGCGAGCCUCGGCAUACCCGUCACCACGGAUACCUCGUCCUCGUAUGGCAGCUCGACAUACCGGCCGUACCGCGGUCGCGGCAGGGGCGGCCCACGAUCCUUCUACCGCGGCGCGACGCGAGGCGGGCCCCCGCGGGCGAGCAUGAGGCUUGACAACCGUCCAAAGAAGCUCCUCGUCAAAGGCGCGUCCGCGGAGUCCCUGCAGGCCGUGCGAGACUGGUACGAGACGACCGGACAGGUAGAGUCGGUCGAGACGACGGACGGCGGCGAUGUGCUUGUGUCCUUCCGGAGUCGUGCCGCGGCUGAACAGGGUUUCGCGAAAGGCUCACACAUUGCUUUGGUCGGGCCUGUGCAGGUCUCCUGGUUCACCGGGCAUGCCACGGGGACUCUCACUCAGGCACUUUCGGCGGCCACAGCGUCAUCUGGGACCGAUUCGCAGAAGAACGCCACCGUGACACACAGCCCAUCGGCGCCUGCGGACGAUACAGACUCGCACAUGCUUCAAGAGGAGGUCGAGCCGGAGGCGGGUGGAUGGGCCGCUGACGAGGACGGGUUCGGCAUGAUGUGAUGAUCGUGGACCGAGUCGUUCUCGAAGUGCACUGCGCGUUCCCAAAUGCUACUGCAAGUGCAAUAGCAAAUGUCCCGGUUCCUUCUUUCGUCUCUUCAUGCUCCUUUGUAACCCUACAUUACUGUGGCUCGGGUCGUAAUGACGAGACCAGCGGUGGCCUCAAAAUUAGUCCAUGCCACCGAUCGC